AUGGCCAAAGUGGAAAUUGACGUUGAUGACAUGCAUGAAAAUUCUCUUGAUAACAGUGCAGACAGUGAAUAUUUGGGCAUGGUCGAUGAAGGAUCUUACGGGAGCAACGAAGAAAGGUCCCAAUUAGUUUCGCAACCUUACGAAAACAGUGGCACAUAUAACUUUAAAGAUCUAUCUGGUUCAGUAACAUACAAAUUGAUUACAAUGGCAGGUGAUGAAUCAGGAACAAAUAUAGCACAUUCACCUACGCAUGGCAUCCACCAGGAGGCAGAAUACUUUGUUAUCAGCAACCCAGUAGAAGUGUUUGGAACAGGAACAACACCAAAGAAAGCAGUUCGUAGAGAUCCUAUGCAAGCAAAAGCAGUUACAGCAAAGAAGCGCGAUGACAAAAGGCGAGCUACACACAAUGAGGUAGAGAGACGUCGCCGAGAUAAAAUCAACAGUUGGAUCUCCAAAUUAGCUAAUCUUGUACCAAACUCUGGACUACCAGACUCCGCGAGCAAAGGAGGUAUUCUAGCAAAAGCGUGCGAUCACAUUACUGACCUUACAGAGAAACAGAAGAGAUUAGAGAAAUUGGAAGUGGAAAAUGAGAAACUAAUGUUAGAAAUAAUUAGACUCAACCAGGAACUAUCCGAAGUACGCAAAGAAAACAGUUCUAUGCGUAACCAGUUAGCAGACAAUUGCAUAGUAUUGCAACACAGGCCAAAGGGCCAGAAGUCCUAG
Molecule: messenger RNA, 723 nt
Organism: Arctia plantaginis
Lineage: Eukaryota; Metazoa; Arthropoda; Insecta; Lepidoptera; Erebidae
Source: the annotation of a GenBank genome assembly